Oncorhynchus kisutch (coho salmon) is the source of this 3808-nucleotide messenger RNA. RefSeq names its product SIN3-HDAC complex-associated factor. NCBI's taxonomy places the organism in Eukaryota, Metazoa, Chordata, Actinopteri, Salmoniformes, Salmonidae. The transcript is spliced from 6 exons. The record is from RefSeq and is a predicted model, not a curated record. Gene Ontology annotation, cellular component: Sin3-type complex. Gene Ontology annotation, biological process: negative regulation of cell migration. Bases 176 to 952 code for a protein of 258 amino acids.
GGGGCGCACGCGCACUGAGUCCACAACUACCAAGUCCCAUACACAGCGAGCUAGACAUCAACAAGAGAGAACGGUAUCUCGAUGCUGUGGAAUUGUGAGAGUAGUUCGGCAACAUUGUAACGACGCGUGUUCAAGGUUAUUAAUUUGUAUCAGCUACGUUCGACUUGCAUUUAAGAUGUUUGGCUUUCACAAGCCAAAGAUGUACCGGAGUUUAGACGGCUGUUGCAUCUGCCGCGCCAAGUCCUCCAGCUCACGCUUCACCGACAGCAAGCGGUACGAGAAUGACUUCACGAGCUGUUUCGGAUUAUGUGAAACUCGGUCUGGAGAAAUCUGCAAUGCAUGUGUACUCCUGGUGAAACGAUGUAAGAAACUCCCAGUGGGGUCUAAGAAAAACUGGAAUCACGUGGUUGAUGCCCGAGGAGGCCCCAGCCUAAAGAUUUCCUCCAGGCCAAAGAAACGGAAGUCCCUCUCCAAGAGAGCCAUGCCAAUCCAGAUCAGCCGACUGCAGAAAGAGCUAAAGAGGAACAACUCUGAUGCCCACAGCACCACGUCCAGUGUCUCCCCGGCCCAGUCUCCCAGCUACAGCAACCCUUCAGAUGAGGGCUCCGACACAGAGCUCUCCCCAGGCUCCAGCCGCUCCCCUGUCUUCUCCUUCCUGGACCUCACCUACUGGAAGAGGCAGAAGGUGUGUUGUGGGAUCAUCUACAAGGGCCGCUUUGGGGAGGUGCUCAUCGACCCUCACCUCUUCAAGCCCUGCUGUCGCAAGAAACGUCAACUGCAGGAGGAAGAGGAGGUAGAAGUGGUGGAGGUGGUGGUGAGGAAGGAAGACGAGGUGGUGAGGUCAGACAGCCAGGAGAGCUCAGAGAGUCCUCAGCUACAGGUCAUCAUGACAACAUCUCAGACCAAAGUGGAGGUUGAGGAGGAAGACUGGCGAUAUUGCACCACAGUGUGAGCAUCUUUGAGGAAGCCUACAGAAUGCUUCUGGUUUACAAGCUCCUACAAGAAGAAGUUACCGCUGAUUGCCUUUAGUCAGCGAGCAGCUGAACCCCGUCGUUUUGUUUGUUUGGUAACUUAUAGACUGACUGAGGCAUAUGGGCAAAUUUUUUCCCAAUUCAUCUGGUCUUGUUGUACUUAAUAUUGUCCUGGGUUCGUCUUCAUUAGGCUUGGGCAUGCAACGGAAAAUGUUUGAAAACGUUUUGCAAUGGAAAAUGAGCAUUUAUUAUUGGGCAAGUCCAUGUAGUCCACUCCGUGUUGCAAAUCCAUUUUCUUCCGUUUGGUGCCUUAUGAACACAACCCAGAUGUUCGGACACCUCUCUUGGUGUUUUUCUCCUUGACAUAAAAUGCUGUAGUUUUGACUGAUCGGCAGAAUACCUUAAUUAACAGGUAACAGCUGUACAGUAGCACUUGUAUUAUUGUGAAACAAAUUCACAUUCACACUAUAUUUAUCUAUUCUGUAUAUAUGGGCCUGUAUGUAUUUCUAUAUGGGCCACGAUCGAGAGCCUGUUCACAGCACCAACAGCCAAUACACCAGCCUUAAUUUAGUGAGGGAAGGCAGUGCUAGUGUUUUGUCAGUGUUGGUACUUAGGGAUGAUAUUAAGGGAAAAUGUUCAAAUUGAAACUUCAUAUUCAUCAUCUCCAGCACCACACCAACACCGGUGUGUAAACUGUGUUUUUUGUGUUGUGUAAUCAAAAAGAUGCACACCAGAAAAUAUAUUAUUCUAGAUGAUGUCAUCUGGUGCGCAUCAUGUCAUUUUAACCAAUUAUGAGUUAGUAAUUUUGACCAGGUGAUGUUCCUGCUCAGAUGUUGCAUGCAUCAACCAAUGGUUGCGUGCCAUUAUAGCAACUGUGACAUGGACUGGCAGAUUGCUAUAACAUAGGUGGUUGCUCAAUUGGUAGAGCAAGUUGUUUACAAUACCAAAUAUCAUGGGUUCCAUUCCCACUAAGGCCACCCACAUAUAAAAGUGUAUAUUAUUUUUAUUAUUAUUAUUAUUAUUAUGUGGUUAGCUGAUACGUAAAAUAACUAUCCAGGUGUUGUAAGAUCUGGCUGGUGUCAACAAUUUCUAAAGUGUUUCCUGAAUGAUGUCCUCAUCUUUUGUUACUACAAAAUAUAGACAUGGGCUGUUUUUAUAUAUAGUAUGUUGAUGUUUGGGUGGUGGAGAUGAUGAAUAUGAAGUUGAAAAUGGUGAAAUGUCCCCUUUUUUUUAAGGCAAUAGUUAGUGCUAGAUAGGUAGUUUUCUCCAGCUUGUUAUGUCAACGUUUGCAACAGAGGCCUAAGGUUUUCAAAAUGAAGUAAAGCAACACCUAGUGUGCUUUGCAUAAAUGCCGAAGAAAUAUAACCCCUCUCAUCCAGAAGAUCUGUAGAUCAGAUGCAUGAGUCAAAUACGCUAUUUCAUGGCCUUAAAAGCAUAUUACUCUUAUUUUCCAGACCCAAUGUAUUUUUUCUUUUUAUAUCACAUAUAAAACAUGUCUUCACCAUAUUAUAAAUCAGCAAAUGCAAUAGUAACCUGUUCAGAUCGUGAAAUAUUCCUCCUGGAGGCCUGGCUGGAUACCUUUUUGGUUAUGACUGUCAAUAAUGGGACAUGAUUGUCAUUACCACACACACAGUGGAUCUACUGCAACAACUUAGACCUACAAUGCAAUGAAAUAACCCACAUGAGCACAACUCUAUCUGCCCCCCCCCCCCCCCCCCCGUUGUCAAAAACUGUUUGUUUUUAUUCUGGGGAACUUAUCUUUUUAUAUUCUAUUUGUCUUUUGUCUGCAGGACUUCCGUAUAAUUUAAACUUCAUGAUACAUAUGUCAAUUCUAUUGAUCGUUAAUUAGGCAUUUUAUACUUUUGAGGACUUACUAUCAUGUUCAAACUUAGAAUUCAUCAUUCCUUGGUUAGUUAAGCUACUACUAUAUACUAGCCUACAUUAUCAAACAAACAACCAAAGCACACUUAAAUUCAUUCCAUUUCAAAUGCAAAACAGAUUAUUUAGUCAUUUAUUUGUAACUUGAGUGGUAUAAAAAGGACACUAAAAUCAGUUUUUAAUUAUCCAUACUAUAGGGAAGAUUGUAUGUAUAUGGACAUAUUUCAAUGGGGGGUUGAGGGCUUUCUAAUGAAAUGUUAUUUAUUUCAUAUUGACUCGGUACUGGUACUUCCUGUAUACUGUUAUAGCUGUGUUAUUUUCUACUCCCUAUAUACAGCCAUGUUUAUUCUAUAUUCACUGUAUUUAUUCCUUGUCACUAUCUAUUUUCUCUCUGCAUUGUUGGAAAUAAGCAUUUCACUGUUCGUUUGUCUGCGAAGUAUGUGACUAAUAAACUUCGAUUUGUAUCUGUGCAUUUUCCCCAUGUGACUAUUCUGAUGCUGGUUUCUCACUAUGUAAUAACUUAGAUUUCACAUUUAAGGUUCUGUGAUAUGGUUAGCAUGUAAUGUAGUUCUUAAGCAAUCAGUCUAGUCUGAAAUUCACAAUUAACAGUAUUUGUGAAUUAUUGGGAACAAUACUCUUAUCAACAUUAAUGUGUAGUAAUUUAUUAUGUAAUAUACUGUACAAUAACUUGAUUGGACCUGUAUCUUUGUAUCAGGUAUCCAGCCUGUUGAACUAUGAAUUUCAAUGAUUUGAGGUAGCCUAUAUUCCAAUUUUACUUUCCUCUCAUCUUUGCCCUGUAAUGUUGCAAGUCGAAUCUUUGCUUUAGUGCUUCAUGCAUGUAUUGUAGCUAUGCAAGUGCAUUUAUUUACCAAGUUAGAUCAACAAAGCAAUGUUUUGUGUUUUAUACAUGAUGUACUUUUUUUGUACAAGCCUUUCAAUAAAAAUAAUUUGAUUUUUGA